AUUGGCCGGCCAGGCGGCACGUGACUCGGGAGCCGCGGUCUCCGCGCGCCGGAGCCCCAAGACUCCCGGCUCCUUCCCCCUCCCUCCGGCUCGUGACAACGAAGCGCCCGCGGACUGAGGCGGCGAAGACCGUGGCUGGGCUGCCGAUCGAGCGCGCGAGGGAGCCGGCCCUGCGGCCUGCCCCGCCUCCGGACCCUGGCUUCCAGCCCCCUCCCCCACAGCUCUUCCGUUUCGGCCGUUAGCUCCGCGCGGGCCCGGGGGCCGGCCGCGUCGUCUCGCGGGCAGCUGCCCUGACGGACCUCGGCGCGGCCUGGAAGCCAGCCUCCGCCUGCAACUGGGGCCCCGCACUCGGGGUCUCGCGCCCGGCGGGCUCUGCGUGGCCGCGCCCGGGGGCGAACGGGUCCUUCAGAGCGCUCUUUUUACUGGUUGCGUCCGGGGAGCGGCUCCAAGUCCGAGCCCGUGUCCGCGCCUCAAGUUCUCCCGGGGCGCCAGUGCAUCCCGCCUCGAGGUUCCGAGUUGCUCGGCCGACGUGGAGCCGGAGUCUCUCGAUUUCCUCCUGGGCCGGCAGACGGCACGGCCGGUGAGGCUCCCCCGGGCCCGCGGGGACCCAGCGAUGGGCCGCGGCGCGGGCUGGCCGCCCUCCGGGAGGCAUGGCUCCGGGGCCGGCCGCUAGCAGCGCCGCAGCCCGGGCUCCCGGGCCGGCAAUGAGGACGGUCGCGGGGGGACGAGUGCGGCCCGCGGGGCCGUAGCCUGCGUCGCGCCGGGGACAAAGAAGCCAUGCAGUGACACCUGCUAAGACUUGUUGGUAGCCAUGUCGGAGCCCCACAGGGUCCAGUUCACCUCUCUACCAGGUUCUCUGAAUCCUGCAUUUUUGAAGAAAUCCCGGAAAGAGGAGGUUGGGGGAGCAGAGCAGCAUCAGGACCCGGAGCCUGCUGCAGCAGCUGUUCGGAUUACACUCACUCUCUUUGAGCCAGAUCACAAGCGCUGCCCAGAGUUCUUCUACCCAGAGCUGGUGAAGAACAUACGCGGGAAGGUGAAAGGCCUUCCACCGGGAGACAAGAAGAAAGAUCUCCCGGAUCCUUUCAAUGACGAAGAAAAGGAAAGGCAUAAAGUGGAGGCCCUUGCCCGGAAAUUUGAAGAAAAAUAUGGUGGAAAGAAACGUAGAAAAGACCGAAUACAGGACUUGAUUGAUAUGGGGUAUGGUUAUGAUGAAUCCGAUUCCUUCAUCGAUAACUCUGAGGCAUAUGAUGAGCUUGUUCCUGCUUCUUUGACUACAAAGUAUGGAGGAUUUUACAUUAACUCGGGAACCCUGCAGUUUAGACAAGCAUCAGAAUCUGAGGACGACUUCAUUAAAGAAAAGAAGAAAAAAUCUCCAAAGAAGCGGAAGUUGAAGGAAGGUGGUGAGAAGAUAAAGAAGAAGAAAAAAGAUGACUCUUAUGACAAGGAGAAGAAAUCGAAAAAGUCCAAGUUUUCCAAAGCCGGCUUCACAGCCCUCAAUGCCAGUAAGGAGAAGAAGAAAAAGAAAUAUUCUGGGGCCUUGAGCGUGAAAGAGAUGCUAAAGAAAUUUCAGAAGGAGAAAGAGGCUCAGAGAAAGAGGGACGAAGAGCAUAAGCCUGUACCGGCCUCGUCAGCAGAAGCUCAGGGCCUACGGGAGCUGGAAGGCGCCUCUGACCCCUUGCUCUCGCUAUUUGGCUCCACUUCUGACAAUGACUUGCUCCAGGCGGCCACUGCCAUGGACUCACUGACUGAUUUAGACUUGGAGCAGCUGCUCAGCGAGUCUGCAGAAGGAAGCCCCUUCCGUGAGAUGGAUGAUGAAAGCGAUUCCCUUGGGGUGGGACUGGACCAGGAGUUCAGACAGCCCUCUUCCCUGCCCGAAGGCCUGCCUGCACCUCUGGAGAAGCGUGUUAAGGAGCUGGCUCAGGCUGCCAGAGCUGCUGAGGGAGAGAGCAGACAGAAGUUCUUCACCCAGGAUAUUAAUGGCAUCCUCUUAGACAUAGAGGUGCAAGCUCGGGAGCUGAGUAGCCAGGUCCGUUCUGGGGUGUAUGCCUACCUUGCUUCAUUCCUGCCCUGCAGCAAGGACACCCUGGUCAAACGUGCCCGAAAACUUCACCUUUAUGAACAGGGGGGGCGUCUGAAGGAUCCUCUCCAGAAGCUUAAGGAAGCCAUUGGAAGGGCAAUGCCAGAGCAGAUGGCCAAGUACCAGGAUGAAUGCCAGGCACACACGCAGGCCAAGGUUGCUAAGAUGCUGGAAGAGGAGAAAGACAAGGAGCAGAGAGAACGGAUUUGUUCUGAUGAGGAAGAAGAUGAAGAAAAGGGGGGCAGAAGGAUAAUGGGACCCCGGAAGAAAUUCCAGUGGAAUGAUGAAAUCAGGGAGCUGCUGUGCCACGUGGUGAAGAUGAAACUGGAGAGCUACGAUCUGGAGAAGAACAACAAGGCCCAUUCCUGGGAGGACUACGUGAAGGCCUUUCUGGAUGCUGAGGUCAGACCUCUCUGGCCCAAAGGCUGGAUGCAGGCCAGGACCCUGUUUAAGGAGAGCAGACGAGGCCACGGGCACCUGACAUCAAUCCUGGCCAAGAAGAAAGUAAUGGCCCCUUCCAAAAUCAAGGUGAAGGAAUCCUCUACUAAGCCUGAUAAAAAGGUGUCUGUCCCAUCAGGCCAGGUUGGCGGCCCUCUGGCUUUGCCUUCCGAACACCCGGGUGGAGGCCCGAGCACUGGAACUGCAAACAGGGAGCUCUCGUCCCAAGCAUCGGGGAGCCUUGCAAAUCCUGCUCCUGUCAGCCUGGAGGACUCACUAGAUGGAGACCUGAUCCGUAACUCAGCAUCUUCCUUGGAGGCUGUGUCCAAGGAACUGGCUGUGCUGAACAGCAGAACAAGUGGGAGCUCCGAGUUCACACUGCCUGCACCCUCAAAAGCGCCUGCGGAGAAAGCCGUGGGUGUCUUAUGCACAGAAGAAAAAAGGACCUUUCCGAAGCCCGGCCCUUCUGCCCCACCACCCUCGAGCUCUCUGCAGUCACCACUCAGUUUUCUGGCUGAACAGGCUCUGGCAUUGGGGCAGUCCUCUCAGGAGAAAAAACCAGAGAGUUCUGGCUACAAAGAGCUGUCCUGUCAGGCCGCCCUCAGCAAGGGCCUGCCGGACGUGCACCAGUCCAAAGCAAAGCACCACGGUUUGCCACGGACGUCUCACGCACCCCCAACAGCAGCUCCCGUGCCUGGCUCCUCGGUCAAAGUCUUUCAGGCAGGCACUCAACAGCAAAAGAGCUUCAGCGCCCCAGCUCCGUUUGUCAGUAAGCUCCAGGGCCCUAAGCCUUCCUCCCCACAGUGUCAUCGUUCCUUCCUCCAGCUCGUGAAGACGGCCACCAAAGGCCAGAGCUUCCAUCCCUCCACGCCAGCCUCUUCAGGAGGCACACCAGCCUCGAGCAGCAGCUCUCAUAAGACCCCAGCCUCGUCCUCUGCUGCCCUGAGCCAUCCGGCAAAACAGCACUCAGCCAGCUCUGCAGGGCCAUCUUACAAGAACAGCCCCUUUGCCAGUUCUGUCUCCAAACAUGGGAUUUCUUCUGGCAGCUCUUCCUCUGGAGGAACACCGGUCCAGAGCUCUGCUUCUGGGAACCUGCUCCCCAGCACACAGCCUCCCUCCACAGGACCGCCCCCCAGCCGGCCUGUUCCAGGCUCCACAGUGAAAAAACCACCUGUUUCCCAGAAGCUGACCCUAGUGGCCCCUCCGGGUGGUCCAAAUGGAGAUUCUAGUGGUGGGACCCAGGGCGUGGCCAAAUUACUGACCUCCUCCCUCAAGCCCAGUGCGGUUAGCAGCGUGACAUCGUCUACCUCCUUGCCAAAAGGAACAAGCGGGGCUGUGCUGCUGACCAGCUCCUCGCCCUUAAAUCUGCUGUCCUCAUCCUAUAAGGCAGGCAGCCCAAAGCUGCCCGGGGCCGUGAACUCGAACUCCCUGGGGAUAAUCUCCCCAUUUCCUCUCCGUGUGCUCUCCUUUAGUGCCGACUCCUCUGCCAAAGCAGGGGUCUCCAAGGACGCCAUCGUCACAGGCCCUGCCCCUGGGACGUUCCACCACGGCCUCAGCCACAGUCUCCUGGCUGGCUUGCACUCCAGCCCGCCCCACGCAGCGCCUCUCCCACACGCUGCCAUGUCCACCCACAUCUCGCAGAGUCUGCCAGAUGCUUCUCAGCUUCAUGGGAAAGGGCCCGGUGUACCACGGAAGUUGUGACCUCUUCAGAGGAAAAGCUGGAAGCUGAACGAGUAGUUCUCUGAACUUGGAUAAUCACUAUACUCUUUCUGCCGAUUGGUGCCGAUUUCUUCUGGAGAAGGCGUGAGUGCUGAGUGGAGCGUCUCUUGGCACUUGUGACGUGCCUUCAGUUAGGGGAGCAGCCUCGUGCUUCUCCGGAGGUACUGACUGGCCUGGUGCUCCAGGCCUCGUGACUUUGUCGCGGACAAUCGUUGGAGGGGCAGCUCUAGGCUGGGGAGCGCGCUGGGUCAUGUAUGGAGCUCUGGUGGCAGGACUGAACCCUUGGCACACCUGUGUUGUAAGUCUGCCCAAACCCUGGCAUUUGGUCAGAGUACCUCAUGGCGCCCUACUGGUCAGGGGCUCCUUCUGGCCACAGUCGGAUUCCCGGAUGGCCAUGGUGUCCAUCCGUCCUCAGGCUGUGUGUCAGUGGACGGAAACCCAGGCUCACACCCCAGCUGGGAGACUUACCUUAUCUCUUUGAAAAAUAUUCAGAACACCUAGUGUGUGCUCAUCGUGGGGGCCAGUUUCCCCGCUAAAUAUGACAAUGAAGCUCUUUUAGAGAAAAUACCUUUGUAGAUUCAACAGUUGUGAUAGGAUUUUUAAAGACACUUAUUUUUGGCUCAGUUUUCAUCAUUACCAUUAAAUGCAUUGGAUAGAAUGGGACUGUUCUUCGCACAUCAUAUUAUAGGAAGACAUUAUUCCAGUGCCUUUAUGGUGGAGCAGAAUUAGACACAUGUCCAUGUGGCCCUCCCUCUGAGCGGAUCUCAGAUGAAGGCCUUUUUUAAAGAUGUCUGUACUGAAGACAUAGCCAGUUUUAUGUAAUUAAGUUUUUUGUGGUCGCACAUCAUAAUCUGUGCUGUCCUGACUUAAAGAUCAUCUGGGUCCCCAAAUCCCAGGUUCCAAUUCAGCUAGCCCACCCCC
This is a messenger RNA of Hipposideros armiger (great roundleaf bat), 5155 nucleotides long. It is a transcript of the gene UBN1, whose product is annotated as ubinuclein 1. The record is from RefSeq and is a predicted model, not a curated record. Lineage: Eukaryota; Metazoa; Chordata; Mammalia; Chiroptera; Hipposideridae. Gene Ontology annotation, cellular component: nucleus. Gene Ontology annotation, biological process: chromatin organization. The transcript has 18 exons. The coding region runs from base 812 to 4216 and encodes 1134 amino acids.